Molecule: messenger RNA, 3554 nt
Organism: Oldenlandia corymbosa var. corymbosa
Lineage: Eukaryota; Viridiplantae; Streptophyta; Magnoliopsida; Gentianales; Rubiaceae
Source: the annotation of a GenBank genome assembly
AAAAAAAGGGAAAGAUUGAGAAAUUGAAGUAAGGAGGGAGGUCAUCUCCUUGGAGUCUCCUCUAAAUAUUCUUACACCAGACGAUUUUUGCUUUGGCCGAACACAGACACACACACACACACACACACGCACAUACUUCUUCCCCCUUCCAUUCUUUCUCUCUCUAAUUCUCUCCCCAAAAUUAUUUUUUAUAAAUAAAUUUUCUCACCCCUCAUCUCAGCUAGUUAGGAAUUCCAUUGCCCUUUUUUUUAAUAACUAUUUUUUUUUAAAAAAAGAGAGUGGAAUAACCAAGGAAAAGGGCAAAGAAAAGAGAGAGAGAUAGAGAGAGGAUGAGCAUAUCCUCUGUUUUUAUUGUGGACAUACAUAUUUAUUCCUCUAUUUAGAUCUUAUUACUUCCUCCCCAAUUCCCCAUCCCAUCUGGGUUAUUCCCCCUCUACAAAUGGUUAGGACUUGCAAAGCAUGAAUCUUUUUCCUUUUGGUUUAAAUCUGUUGGAUUUCUGAUUGUUUUCUUUUUUCCUUGCUGGCCAAGGCCAAAUUUUUAUGUUGGGUUUGGCUGAUCUGCGUGAAUUCUGAUUUUUCCAGUGUUGUCCGAUUGAGUUCUGAUUGAUGCAUGAAGGAUCCGAUGAUCCUGGUUUUUUUGUUCCAACAAUUCCCACGUACUAUCUGAUCGGUGUCUCUGCUGGGUUCUGCCUGAUUUUCUGGAUAAGAAAAGAUGGAAUCAGAUCUCGGUAAGCUGUUCAUUGGUGGGAUUUCUUGGGACACGGAUGAGGAUCGCCUUAAAGAAUAUUUUGGAAGUUUUGGUGAAGUGGUGGAGGCUGUGAUCAUGAGAGAUCGCAACACUGGUCGUGCUAGAGGGUUCGGUUUUGUUGUUUUUGCCGACCCUGCAGUUGCAGAGAGAGUAGUUAUGGAGAAGCACAUGAUUGAUGGACGUACUGUUGAAGCAAAGAAAGCUGUUCCAAGAGAUGAUAAACACAUAAUAAAUAGAAACAGUAGUAGCAUUCAAGGAUCGCCAGGUCCUGGACGAACAAAAAAGAUUUUUGUAGGAGGCUUAGCAUCUACAGUCAAUGAGAGCGAUUUCAAGAAGUAUUUUGAGCAGUUUGGUAAUAUUACAGAUGUCGUAGUGAUGUAUGACCAUAACACCCAAAGGCCACGAGGUUUUGGUUUUAUAACGUAUGACUCAGAGGAUGCAGUGGACAGGGUUUUGCAUAAAACAUUUCACGAACUCAAUGGCAAGAUGGUUGAGGUAAAGCGUGCUGUUCCAAAAGAGCUUUCCCCGGGUCCUAGCCGUAGUCCUCUUGUUGGGUACAACUAUGGCUACAAUAGAGCAAACAAUUUCCUUAGCAGUUAUGCGCAAGGUUAUAAUCUGGGCUCACUAGGAGGAUAUGGUGUCAGAAUGGAUAACCGAUUUAAUCCAAUUACAAGUGGCCGUACAGGGUUCUCCCAAUUUGGUUCUCCUGCUUAUGGAAUGGGUAUGAAUUUGGAGCCAUCAUUGAGUCCUAGCUUUGGAGGGGGAUCGAGCUUCAACAAUAAUCUUGGUUAUGGAAGGGUUUUGAGCCCAUAUUUUGGUGGAAACUCAAGCAGGUACAACACUCCCAUUGGGUACAACACAAACAGCAGCAGAGGAGAUUCAUUUCUGGGUUCGUCUUCUAGGAACUUAUGGGGAAAUGGUGGCCUAAGUAACUCUCCAAAUGCCGCCAGCUCAGGUUCUUACUUGGGCUCUGGAAGUGGUGGUUUUGGAGUCUUUGGAAUUAAUGGUGCAAACUGGGGCUCUUCUGUUUCAGCUCCGGUUGGCGGCAACUCAUCCGGCUAUGUUAGUGGAAAUGCGGGAUUCAGAGGUGGAGAAAGCAGUUAUGGUCUAGGAUCUGGAGGAAUUGGGCGGAAUGCAGGAACAGGGGUAGCUGCGUCGUCAUCAUUUGCUGGUUCAAGUGAUGGUUAUGAGGGGUCCUAUGGAGACUUAUACCGCAGUGGGUCUGUAUAUGGUGAUCCAACUUGGCAAUCUGCAGCUUCUGAGGUAGAAGGUACUGGUUCGUUUGGUUAUGGUCUUGGAAAUUCUGCAGAGGUUGCUCCUAAAGACUCUGAAGGCUAUGUUGGAGGUUAUACUAUUGCGAAUAGGCAGUCCAAUAGAGGUAAUAAUUCACCCACUAUAUGUUGAUGAUUUUAUUAGAUCAUUACCAUUUUAUUUACUCAAGUUUUUUCCUCUAGGUAAGGAUUAAAACUGAUGAUGGCGGUGGAAUAAAAAGUAAUGUUCUUUACAUCGUGGAAGUUAUUCUCUGUCAAUUUUUUCAAUUUUUAUGCAUCAUUUUCUUGGUGAUAGAAUAGAAGCCUUGGUAAACUAAGCUAUUUCCCUUAAUUAUUGUCCCAUCUUUAGUUUAAAGAUUAAACAAAUGAACAUAGACUGGAUGGAUGGAAUAAAUGCCUCGUAUGCGAAUGUACAGUUGUCAAAUUUUGUAUGCAAUGUGCUAUUGAUUGAGAAAAAUAAGGCUGCUUCAAAAAGUUAUGUUUCCAUGUUAGUUGCUUCAUGUUUUAUGUAUCUUUGUAAUGUUCUUUAAGAACUUAAAAUGGUUUAUCUUGGUUGUUUGUGAGUCCAAAUUAAGGGGGAACAAUUAUUAGGUUAGGUGGAGAGACCUUGUAAAUUUUUUUCACUUUUUGAUACGGAACAUGAAUAAACUGUGCUAGAGUUUUGUUGUGAUUGAUCCAUAGCUGAUCAUAUGUAGAGUGGGAUCUAUCCUUAGUUGCUUUCCUGUUAUGUCUAUUUGUAGUUAUUCGUUCCUGAUAUCAAUGAUCUUAAUUUCAAGAAUCUGAUCGUGUUAUUUCCUCCACAUUUUGUCAGGUAUUGCUGCAUAGGAAAUUUCAUUAAUUGAAUGUCCGAGAGUAAUUUUAGGAGAAGAGAUCUAAGUGAAAAAGUUUGGACUAUGGAGUUCCAUACAUGUUCCUCAAAAAGUAUUUCAGUUUCUAAGGACAUUAUUGAUGAUAUAGAGCUAACAAUGGUCAUAUUCAAAGUAUACUAUUCAGUGAGACGCGCAGUUUGAAGGGAUUUUGUGGAGGUUUGAGAUCUGAUUUUCUAAUAUAAUUUAGGGUUCCUUUUGUCGGCAUUUGAUUUGAGAUGUAAAUGAGUGCGGGAUAUACUCAGAAGAAGGUCCAUUCUAGUUAAAGCGUUGUGCAUCUCUUCGACAUUUAUGGUACUGCUGGUACUGCUACAUCUACCUGAAAACAUUAGAGUUUAUUUUUUAUAUUCUUUUACCCUUUUUGUUAUUUCUGGGAUUUUGCAUUCAGCUGUAACGAUGACUGGCGAAAAGAUGCUGGUAUCUGUCCUGGAUAGUUUUUCCCUUCUUUUCUGAGAAACUGUACUUCUCAAGCUGUAUGUGAGGUUCUUGUUUGAUUUUCUAGCGUGAUUAUUAUAGGGAUACCCACUUAGGAUCCCCCUUCAAUAAGUUACUGAAGAUUGUUAUUCAUUUUCUUCUGGAGAUUAAUGUAUUCCCAGCGUUUAAAACUCCAUUUCGGACCCUUUUGAAUAGAUGGUGAGCAUGAAGAAAGACUUAAUUUUCUGGUGUUUA